AUGAGUGUGUUCACUGGAUCUACUCAGAACAUUGUGGUUCGGUAUUGGGUCAAACAAAUCACUCCUCCCGUUGCAUCACGAUACAUCAGUGCUCACAUCCAUCCCAUCCGGCCCAAAGUCGUCCACAUGUCGGCGCAUCGCCCUAAAGACACAUUAUGGUGGAGAGUAUCAGUGAACAAAAUACUGCCAGAGAGACGUGUGGUUCGUUCCUGGUGUGCGCGUAGAGUGCGAACCGCUUUUGCGCAGGCUAUGAGACAACAUGGAUUUGAUGAAGUCGGUAGACUGCUGCCCGGAUCAUCGGAGGGUCAAGGAAACCUGACAGGGACACUUGAGAUCUUUAUUCACCCACCGUGUGUAGUGCAAAGCUACGAGGUUGUCCAGAAAGAUGCAAGUCAACUCUUGAGUGAGGUUAUGGCGCACCGAGCGGCGCAAAUAUCGACCCCCAAAGACGCCUCGACCAAAAAUGCUUCGACCAAAAGCUGA
Messenger RNA from Penicillium brevicompactum, 483 nucleotides. RefSeq lists its product as uncharacterized. Lineage: Eukaryota; Fungi; Ascomycota; Eurotiomycetes; Eurotiales; Aspergillaceae. The record is from RefSeq and is a predicted model, not a curated record. Bases 1 to 483 code for a protein of 160 amino acids. The transcript has a single exon.